CUUUAAAUUCUUCCUGGUGUUUUUCCAUUAGGAUGGAUCAGCAGGGAGCAGAAUGUCCAGAGUUUGAACCCAGAGGUCUGUCCUCCAAACCUGCUGCUGCAAAGAGAACUGUCCAGAAGAUCUUAACAGGUCCCGGAAGUUCAGCAGAAACACACCUGGACUCCAUCUUUCAGGAGCUGGAAAUCAAGAUGGUCACUUAUGUGAAAAACGAGCUAAAGAAGAUCCGACAGCUUCUCUGUUCAGAUUCUCCAGAAAACGUAGGAAGUCCAACGAAGGGCAAGGAAGUUUUAGAUGGAGUGGAUAAGGAGAAGAAGAGUAGAAGCAGAGAAGCUUUCCUGGUGAUGACCCAACACUUCCUGAGGAAUAUGAACCAGGGGGAGCUGGCUGAUCUUCUGCACAGUAAAAGGGAAGUUCACCAGCAACAGUUUAAACAUCACCUGAAGGAGAAGUUCCAGUAUGUGUUUGAGGGAAUCGCUAAAGCAGGAAGUCCAACCCUUCUGAACCAGAUCUACACAGAGCUCUACAUCACAGAGGGAGGUGCAGGAGAGGUUGGCGGUAAACAUGAGGUCAGACAGAUUGAAACAUCGCCUGGGAAACCAAGCAGACCAGAAACAACAAUCAGACAAGAAGACCUCUUUAAAGACCAACCUGGAGGAGAUCAACCAAUCAGAACAGUGAUGACGAAGGGAGUGGCUGGCAUUGGGAAAACAGUCUUAACACAGAAGUUCACUCUGGACUGGGCUGAAGGCAAAGCCCACCAGAACAUCCAGUUCAUAUUUCCAUUCACCUUCAGAGAGCUGAAUGUGCUGAAAGAGAAAAAGUUCAGCUUGGUUGAACUUGUUCAUCGCUUCUUUACUGAAACCAAAGAAAUCUGCAACUUUGAAGACUUCCAGGUUCUGUUUAUCUUAGACGGUCUGGAUGAGAGUCGACUUCGUCUGGACUUUACCAACACAAAAGUUCUAAAUAACCCUGAAAGGUCCACGUCAGUGGAUGUUCUCCUGACCAACCUCAUCAGGGGGAAUCUACUCCCAUUCGCUCGUCUCUGGAUAACCACACGACCUGCAGCAGCCAAUCAGAUCCCUCCUGCCUAUAUUGACGUGAUGACUGAUAUCGGAGGGUUUAGUGACUCCCAGAAGGAGGAGUACUUCAGGAAGAGAUUCAAAGACGAGGUGCUGGCCAGCAGGAUCAUCUCCCACGUCAAGAAAUCAAGAAACAUUCACAUCAUGUGCCACAUCCCGGUCUUCUGCUGGAUCACUGCUGUUGUCCUGGAAGAUAUAGGGAAAACCACAAAGAGCAGAGGUUUGCCUCAGACCCUGACUGAGAUGUACAUCCACUUCCUGGUGGUUCAAAUCAAAGUGAUGAAGGUCAAGUAUGAUGGAGGAAGUGAGACAGAUUCACCUUGGAUUCCAGAUAGCCGGGAGAUGAUCGAGUCUCUGGGAAAACUGGCUUUCAAUCAGCUGCAGAAUGGAUACCUGAUCUUCUAUGAAUCAGACCUGACAGAUUGUGGCAUGGAUAUCACAGCAGCCUCAGUUUACUCAGGAGUGCUCACCCAGGUCUUUAGAGAGGAGACAGGGCUGUACCAGGAGAAGGUGUUCUGCUUCGUCCAUCUGAGUGUUCAGGAGUUUCUGGCUGCUCUUCACGUCCAUCUGACCUUCAUCAAGGAUGGAGUUAAUCUGAUGGAAAAAUGCCCCAGUCAGGUAAAAGUACCUGAUCUAAAUAAUCUGUACCAGAGUGCUUUGCUGAGGGCCUUGGAAAGUCCUAAUGGACACUUGGAUCUCUUCCUCCGCUUUCUGCUGGGUCUUUCUCUCCAGAGCAACCAGUCACUCUUCAAAGGUCUGCUUGAAAGCACCACACUGAACCCAGAGAACAAUCAGCAGGCAAUAGAGAGUAUAAAGAAAUGCUUAGGAAAGGAUUUAUCUACCGAGAACAUGUUGUGUCUUUUCCAUUGCCUGAAUGAAAUGAAAUAUGGUGCCGUAGUGGAAGAGAUCCAGCAGCAGCUGACCUCAGGACAUUUCUUUGGAAAUCAGCCUUCUCAUACUGAAUGGUCAGAUCUGGUCUCCAUCAUUCUGUCCUCAGAAAGUAACUUAUGUGUGUUUGAACUGAAGAAGUAUCGUGAAUCCGAGGAGAUUUUUCUUAUGUUGUUGCCAGUGGUCAACGUCUCAGACACAGCUUUACUGGGAGGUUGUGAUCUCUUUUGGAGAACAUGUGAAGCCUUGUCCUCCAUUCUUAGCAGCCCUUCCUGUAGUAUAAGGGAGCUAGACCUGAGUAACAACAACCUGGGGGACAUGGGAGUAAAGCUGCUAUGUGCUGGAGUGAAAGGUCUACAUUGUAAACUGGAGAUUGUGAGAUUGAGUCUCUGCCAGUUGUCUCAUACGAGCUGUGAGAGCUUGUCGUCACUCCUCAGCUCCGAGUCGUGCAAACUGAGAGUUCUGGACCUGAGUAGCAAUGAGCUGCAGGAUGAAGGAGUGAAGCAGCUGUGUGUCGGGUUGGGGAGUCCAAGCUGUCCUCUGCAGAACCUCAGACUCGGUCUCUGCCAUCUGUCAGGAAGAAGCUGCCGAGCCCUCUGCACCGUCCUCGCCUCCCGUUGCUCACGUCUGCGAGUGCUGGACCUGAGCAACAACGAUCUGCAGGAUUCAGGAGUGAAGAUUCUGUGUGAGGGACUGGGCAGUCCAUGCUGUCAGCUGGAGUCCCUCAGCUUGUCAGGGUGUCUGGUCUCAGAGGAGGGCUGUGCAGCUUUGGCAUCUGCUCUGAGCUCAAACUCCUCCCAUCUGAAGCAGCUGGACCUGAGCUACAACCACCCAGGAAAGGAAGGAGUGAAGCUUCUCUCAGCUAGACUGAAGGAUCCAGACUGUGAACUGGAGACUCUCAGGGCGGAGCCUGCCGGAGUCCAAUGGCUGACACCAGGUCUGAGGAAGUAUUCCUGUCAGCUCACCAUCGACACAAACACAGUGGACAAGAAACUGGAACUCUCUGAAGAUAACAGGAAGGUGACCUACGUGGACGAGUUUCAUCCUGAUGAUAACUACAGCCGACUGCACUGCACUAAUACUCUGACUGGCCGCUGUUACUGGGAGUUUGACUGGGAAGGAGACGUUGAUAUUUCUGUAUAUUACGGAGAAAGAGAGGAAGACUGUGAGAGGGAGAUACUUGAAUGGGAGGAAGUGGCCUGGAGUUUGGGAUGUUCUGCUGAUUGUGGUUACUCCGGUUGGAAUAGUAGCCAAAGGAGUCAUUUAUUCUUCAGCGAGCAGCCCGUGUCUCACAGAGUGGCCGUGUACCUGGACUCCUCAGCUGGAACUCUGUCCUUUCUCAAUGUGGGCUCCGAUGGCCUGAGCCACAUCCACUCAUUCAGCACAGCACUCUCCGAACCGCUUCGUGUUCGUUUUAAUUUCUAUUUCUGUGCUUCUACGGCGUCCUCCAUAAGGACCCUCGGCCCACUCUGCUAGAGGAGCAUUUAGACUACAUUCGCAAAAUGUUUGCUACUGUUUUUGAUACAUCAGUUAUUCAGAAGCUAAACUUGUCAUUACAGCCACAAAAGUGUUAACUUUUCAUUUUUAAAUCUUGUUUUCAUCCAUUUAAAAAGGUUUUCAUAUUCCCUGCUUCUAAACUUUAAAAUUUGUCUUCUAAAUGUCCGAAGAUUUGAUGCCAUAAUGGAAAUAAACUGUUAAAU
Cyprinodon variegatus (sheepshead minnow) is the source of this 3667-nucleotide messenger RNA. RefSeq names its product NACHT, LRR and PYD domains-containing protein 12-like. The coding region runs from base 33 to 3443 and encodes 1136 amino acids. The record is from RefSeq and is a predicted model, not a curated record. Gene Ontology annotation, molecular function: protein binding. The transcript has 10 exons. Lineage: Eukaryota; Metazoa; Chordata; Actinopteri; Cyprinodontiformes; Cyprinodontidae.